AUGAAGAACAACUCGAAUCCUCGCACCGUCGCGGCGGAUGCACUCGCUGCUGAUGCGGCUGACGGUGUCGCUGGCUGUAGCGACGCGUGCACCGCCGAGCCUAGCCUUGCCGAUGUCAAGGAGUUUGUCAAGAACUUGCUAGAGAAGAAGGUCAGUCUUGAGAUUACCAUCCAGGAAGCCAUGCGGUUUAGCAACAAGUACGGUCAGAACCUUGUCACCAGCAUCGUCCGCAGUUGGUUCCGCACCUCGUGUCGGCACAGAUGCCUGUCCUGUCCCAACGAGUUCGACAAGAAGCGCGAUCUCGUUGCACACGUCAGGGAGAGCAAGCACCAUAAAGGCGUCAAGCAACGGAUCAAGGCCGAAAAGAAGGCGAACAUGGCCGAGUUCCACAAGCGGGUCGACGGCAAGACGCCGUGCGAGUACUCGGACGCCGAGCUCGCCACGCUGGUCAACAUCCUCCUCCCCACGGCUUUCCUGGAGGAGCUGUUCCGGCGAUCCAGGGCGGUGUAACCGGCUGCUUCACGCACGUCCAAAGCCGACGGGCUGGUCCAGAAACUGGUUCAGCUUGGACGCUGUCUCCUCGGCGGAUGCGUACGACCGCGGCAGACGGAUCUUGUUGGUGCAGACCGAGGCUGUCGGGAGGGCGCCGUUGGACGCGUUAAACGCCACGCAGACA
Messenger RNA from Thecamonas trahens ATCC 50062, 676 nucleotides. RefSeq lists its product as uncharacterized. The transcript has a single exon. The coding region runs from base 1 to 510 and encodes 169 amino acids. Lineage: Eukaryota; Apusomonadida; Apusomonadidae. The record is from RefSeq and is a predicted model, not a curated record.